Messenger RNA from Pteropus alecto (black flying fox), 495 nucleotides. RefSeq names its product nucleoside diphosphate kinase B. Gene Ontology annotation, molecular function: nucleoside diphosphate kinase activity. Lineage: Eukaryota; Metazoa; Chordata; Mammalia; Chiroptera; Pteropodidae. Bases 16 to 357 code for a protein of 113 amino acids. The transcript has 4 exons. Gene Ontology annotation, biological process: UTP biosynthetic process; regulation of apoptotic process; GTP biosynthetic process. The record is from RefSeq and is a predicted model, not a curated record.
GCUUGCAGCUCUGAGAUGAUUGAGGCCUCUGAGGAACUCCUGAAGCAGCACUACAUUGACCUGAAAGACCGCCCAUUCUACCCAGGUCUGGUGAAAUACAUGAACUCAGGGCCUGUUGUGGCCAUGGUCUGGGAGGGACUGAAUGUGGUGAAGACAGGUAGAAUGAUGCUUGGGGAGACCAAUCCAGCAGAUUCUAAGCCAGGUACCAUUCGUGGGGACUUCUGCAUUCAAGUUGGCAGGAACAUCAUUCACGGUAGUGAUUCAGUGAAAAGUGCUGAGAGAGAAAUCAGCCUAUGGUUUAAGCCUGAAGAAUUGGUUGACUACAAGUCUUGUGCUUUCAACUGGAUCUAUGAAUAAGAGGUGGACAAAGCAUCAGUCCAUUUUGACACCGCUUGGAUGUGUCCCUGGACACAGCUCAUUCCAUUGACUUGGAAGCAGUAGGAUCGAUCUUGCUUUUCUAAAGCAUAUUUACCAAUAAAGCCUUCGGAAACUGGG